AUGGCCUCGCAUCUAAACGAUCGGCUACUAUGGUUGUGUCUAGGUGUUACUCUCUUCUUCGCCGUGCGCGGAAUCGCCACGGACCUCCGCCGGGUCCGUGAUUUGACGGAGAUCAAGCAUGUCGAGAAGGAGGAUAGGAUGAUCAGCGAGGGUACAGAAGAUGCCCUCAAAUUAGACACCUUGUUGAAACUAUCCGAGAGCACCAAUCAUGACCUCCGCGCGGCGGCUUUGCGCAUCAUCGCCGAACGCUCUACCAAGGGUGAAACCCGAGAUCUGCUUCUAGAGGACCUGGCAAGCAAGAACAAGGAUCGGCGGAACAAGGCGCUCAGUGCCAUGCACUUUCUAGUCUCGAAUCGAGCACUAGCUCGAACCUCCGUAUGUACACGACUACAGGACCUCACAACCUGCACCGCACUCGUCGAUUGUCUCUGCAAUUUCUUAGAGGAGCAUGUCGAAGAGACAUCGACCACCGUAUCACCCAUCUUCCCGAAAACGAGACCGCUUGGAGAAAAGAAAGCCCUCAGCACGCUCAAUUAUGUCCUCCAGGAAAACAUUCCAGCCGCAUUGGAGGCCGGUGUAAUUAGUCGCUGGCUCGAUAAGUACCCGUUCCCAUGUGCUCUUGCGGAGCCGUCACGGCGGCAGGACGUCGUGAUCCUGAUGAAGACGUGGUGGUCGGAUGAUUCGAUAAUGAGCUCCAUAUUCGGCACCCUGUCCUCUCACCCGGAGGCAAUCAAGCAGCUACGGAAAUAUGGCUUGAUGGGAAGCUUGAUAGAAGAGAAUGAUCCAGACGACGAAGACAGUGACGUGUGGAUGGUUGAUGGGGAGGACACGGCCGGCUCAAGGCACAUUCCGGGGCGGCGGCUGCGCGAACGCACCGCCGAGGAACAGGCUGUCAGGCGGCGCCGAAGGGAAGCCAUGGUACUAAGCGACGGUGAGCGGCCGCUUGGUAAUGACGACAUCAUCCAGUUACCCGUGUCGGAAUGA
Messenger RNA from Aspergillus melleus, 984 nucleotides. RefSeq lists its product as uncharacterized. The record is from RefSeq and is a predicted model, not a curated record. Bases 1 to 984 code for a protein of 327 amino acids. NCBI's taxonomy places the organism in Eukaryota, Fungi, Ascomycota, Eurotiomycetes, Eurotiales, Aspergillaceae. The transcript is spliced from 5 exons.